This is a messenger RNA of Formica exsecta, 775 nucleotides long. RefSeq lists its product as uncharacterized. The coding region runs from base 122 to 775 and encodes 217 amino acids. The record is from RefSeq and is a predicted model, not a curated record. Lineage: Eukaryota; Metazoa; Arthropoda; Insecta; Hymenoptera; Formicidae. The transcript is spliced from 2 exons.
AUUAAUUAUUACAUAUAUCACAAAUGUUAAUAAACACACACACACACACUGUUAUUUUUUUAUAAUCUUCAAAACAUAUAUUCAUUAAAUUUUACAGGUAAACUGUAUUUUUAUACAAAAAAUGUCCAAAAGAAAAUCAUUUAACAACUUGUCCAAGAGUCAAAAAAAUAGAAGAAUAAAAAAAGGGUAUGACUCAUUAUUGGAGAUGCCUGGUGGUCCAAGUUGUGACGCUGAAAAAAUAACUGUGAAGAAGGUGAUAAAAUCAGAAACUGAUGGGGAAUAUGCGGAUAAUGUGAAAUCAUUAAAUAAUUUACAAGCCACUCCAAUAAGUGAAAAUUAUUGUCAUGUAGUCAGCUCAGUGGAAUCAGAUGUUAAUGAAGAAACUUCAACAGAAAAUAAUACUUCAACAGAUAAUGAAUUGUAUGACAUUCCAGAAAGUGAGAAAACAGUUGACUGGAAAGAACAGAUGGCACAAUGGAUUUGCCAUAAUAAUGUAACUCAUACAGCAGCAAGAGCUUUAUUAAAGAUUCUUCGUAAUAAUGUUCAAUCAGUUCAGCAGUUAAGAGAACUUCCAAAAGAUCCACAAACUUUACUCAAUACACCUAGGAGUACUGUGAUUCGUUCCGUUCCACCUGGAGAAUAUUUCCAUUAUGGCUUACAAAAAGGAUUAAUUGAUCAACUAAAAACAGUUGGCGUCAAUAAAAUCUCUGAAAAUAUCCAAAUAAACAGAUGGAUGCACCAUUACGCACAGAUGACAAUUUUCUACAACGAGUAA